CUGGCCGAGAAGCGGAUGAUAUUGUCAGCUGGCUGAAGAAACGCACCGGCCCGGCCGCGACCACCCUGACGGAUGCUGCCGCAGCGGAGACGUUGGUGGAUUCCAGUGAAGUGGUUGUGAUUGGCUUCUUCCAGGAUUUGACGUCAGAGGCUGCCAAGGAGUUCUUGUUGGCAGCGGAAGCCGUGGAUGACAUUCCCUUUGGGAUUUCCUCCAGUGCUGACGUCUUCAGCAAGUACCAGCUCAGCAAGGAUGGCGUGGUCCUCUUCAAGAAGUUUGACGAAGGCCGUAACACCUUCGAGGGGGAUCUCACCAAAGAGAACUUGCUCAACUUCAUCAAGGCUAACGCGUUGCCUCUGGUCAUAGAGUUCACAGAGCAGACUGCUCCUAAAAUCUUUGGAGGGGAGAUCAAGACUCACAUCCUGCUGUUCCUACCCAAAAGUGUGUCUGACUAUCAAGAGAAGCUGGACAGCUUCAAGAGUGCGGCUGGAAGCUUCAAAGGGAAGAUCCUGUUCAUCUUCAUCGACAGCGACCACAGCGACAACCAGCGGAUUUUGGAGUUCUUUGGCCUGAAGAAGGAGGAGUGUCCGGCCGUGCGCCUGAUCACUCUGGAGGAAGAAAUGACCAAGUACAAACCCGAAUCGGAUGACCUCACUGCCGACAAGAUUAAGGAGUUCUGCAAUAAGUUCCUGGAGGGCAAAAUCAAGCCCCACCUGAUGAGUCAGGAUCUCCCUGAAGACUGGGACAAGCAGCCUGUCAAAGUUCUGGUUGGGAAAAACUUUGAAGAAGUUGCCUUUGACGAGGAUAAGAACGUCUUUGUGGAGUUCUAUGCCCCCUGGUGCGGUCACUGCAAGCAGCUGGCUCCUAUCUGGGACAAGCUGGGAGAGACCUACCAGGACCAUGAGAACAUUGUCAUUGCCAAGAUGGAUUCGACAGCCAACGAAGUCGAGGCAGUGAAGAUCCACAGCUUCCCCACGCUCAAGUUCUUCCCUGCAGGCUCCGGCAGAAACGUGAUCGACUACAAUGGAGAGAGGACACUAGAAGGCUUCAAAAAAUUCUUGGAGAGCGGAGGGCAGGAUGGGGCAGCAGCGGAUGACGAUUUGGAGGACCUGGAGACGGAUGAAGAAACAGACCUUGAGGAAGGUGACGACGAUGAGCAGAAAAUCCAGAAGGAUGAAUUGUAAGGAGAAGACUGAUCUGCAUCACCCAAAAAAUCAGACACUAAGCUGGCUGCUGUUACGCAGCCCAGUGAGUCGGGAACCCAUUAAGAUUUAAAGCAGAAGGUGAAUGACUGGAAAUCCAGGGAUUGGCUUUGAGUAACGCUUUCCCCCACUUGCCUGUACACUCGACUGUUCCCUUUCCUUCGCCUCCCAGAAGGCUCUGUCUCCAGAGCCAGCCCAGCCAGCUGGGCGCCGCUUUGUUGGGAUGUACCUGUUGUACACAGCCCUUGUUUGUGUUCUGUUCUUCUGGG
Molecule: messenger RNA, 1468 nt
Organism: Eurypyga helias (sunbittern)
Lineage: Eukaryota; Metazoa; Chordata; Aves; Eurypygiformes; Eurypygidae
Gene: P4HB
Product: prolyl 4-hydroxylase, beta polypeptide
Exons: 9
Biological process (GO): response to endoplasmic reticulum stress; protein folding
Cellular component (GO): external side of plasma membrane; endoplasmic reticulum
Molecular function (GO): protein disulfide isomerase activity
Source: RefSeq, a predicted model, not a curated record